AUGACGCACGCAAACAACGGAUUCAGAGGCAAUUUUCUCAGCCGCUCAGGGGUUAUUCAUUCAGCUUCCCGGCGCCCGCCACUCGUAGGCGCAUUUUCUUGGACAAGCAACUCCAUUAACAACAUGAAUAACCUAAGUGCUGUCGGUUGUGUCGGAUCAGCCUUGAAUCAAUCCAGUAUGGGUUCCAGUGAGCUAGCUACGUACGUCAAUUCAAGGGGCCAUUCGCCAGCUGGAAUAUGCCCCAAAGGGCAGUACACUUCAGUAGCAUCUACAGCCCCCCUAUUGUCGCUUAGUUCUUCUGGUGGGAUUCAGAUAUCUGGACCGACAGGGAAUGCGAGUACUCCAGCAAUCACAAAGAUGCUAGCAGGGCUAGUGCUUGAACCAUCUGAAAUGUCCGAGAGACGCAACCAUAACCUCAAUGGACUUUCAUUUUCAAGCAAGGUUAUUUAA
Molecule: messenger RNA, 450 nt
Organism: Protopolystoma xenopodis
Lineage: Eukaryota; Metazoa; Platyhelminthes; Monogenea; Polystomatidea; Polystomatidae
Source: the annotation of a GenBank genome assembly